AAGGCCCUACUUUCCCUCAUCUCUGGAAAGUGCAACAAAGCUUAGCCGAUAAGCAACAGAAACGCCAUUUCUCCUCUUCUGCUUCUCUAUGGAGAGACUACUGAUCUUCAAAUUUCCAGAAAGAGAGCAAUAGAGAGAGAUAGAGACCUGUAUUUUCGUUUUAAGCUUCUUCUUCUUCUUGAAUUUGUCAAUUCUUUCAGAGCUUUGAUCCUUGGUGUAUAUUUAAUUUAUAGAGAUUCAGAUUGGUAGGCUGGAAGAUAGAUAUGUGUGUCUUGGCUCGAUUUGUUUGAUUUUUAUUUUAUCGAAAAUUGAAGAUUGAUCGAAAUGGUUCUAUUUCCGUCGUCGUCUUCUUCGUCUUCGGCAUCUCCGUCACUGCUGUCAAUUGAUGAGGCUCUGACACUGAUUCCUGGCCUCCCAAACGACAUCGCAGCGCAAAUACUCUCCAUGGUUCCUUACUCUCACCAUUCUCGUAUCAAAUGCACCUGCAAGGCAUGGUACGCUUUCCUCUCCUCCAAAACCCUAAUUUCCCUCCGCCAUCACCUCCGCCAUCUCACUCAUCUCCUCUGUAUAUUCCCUCAGGACCCUUCCAUCUCUUCCCCUUACCUAUUUGACCCGAAUAAUCUCGCUUGGUGUCCGCUCCCGCUCAUGCCCUGUAACCCUCACGUUUAUGGACUCUGUAACUUUACCUCCAUAUCUCUGGGUCCCAAUCUCUAUGUUCUUGGUGGGUCUCUCUUCGACACCCGGUCUUUCCCUAUGGAUCGUCCUUCGCCUUCCUCCUCCGCUUUCCGCUUUAAUUUCGUUGAAUCUUCGUGGGACCAACUCUCUCCGAUGCUCUCCCCUCGCGGUUCCUUUGCUUGCGCCGCCAUCCCUAAUUUGGGACAGAUAAUCGUGGCUGGGGGAGGGUCGAGGCAUACGUUGUUUGGAGCAGCAGGAAGUCGGAUGAGUUCGGUGGAGAAGUAUGAUGUGGGGAGGGAUGAGUGGGUGGCAAUGGACGGGUUGCCGAGGUAUAGAGCUGGUUGCGUGGGGUUUUUGGUAGGGAGUGGAGAGGAGAGGGAAUUUUGGGUGAUGGGAGGUUACGGGGAGUCCCGGACAAUUUCUGGAGUGUUUCCUGUGGACGAAUAUUAUAAGGAUGCUGUAGUCAUGGGUGUCAAGAAGAAUGGGUGUGGCAAGUGGAGGGAGCUUGGGGAUAUGUGGCGGGAAGGGGAAAGAGCUAGGCUUGGGAAGAUUGUGGUUGUUGAGGACUAUGAAUGGGACCAGCCUGGUGUUUUUAUGCUCGACAAUAAUGAUAUUUUCAGAUACGACUUGGUAUCAAACUCUUGGCAAAAAGAGUCUGGUUUACCAAGAAAAGCUCCUUGCAACUCGUCAUGUGGUUUUGUUGUGUUGAAUGGGGAGCUGCAUGUAUUGAGUCUUCUGAAAGGAGGUGAUACAACAGAAAGUCGAAGGUCAAGACAGCAGAAGAGGGCAGGAUCACUUCUCAUCCAAAUUUAUCAACCUAGGAAGAGGACAUGGAGAUCACUCAUUACAAAGCCACCAUUUCAUUGCCCUUUAGAUUUUAAUACAGCAGUUAUGUGCACCAUUCAAUUGUAGACAGCUACAUUUUGCGAUCAUUGAGGUUAUUACUAUCAAAAUAGUUGCCCAUUUGUCGCUACAUUUUGUAUGUUCUAUUGCGCGAUAAGAAACUUUAUCUUUCUCUUUCCUUAAAGUAAAUGGUAUAGGUUAAUGUACAGAUCAGUAAGGUGUUACGAUUUAUUGUACCAUACUUCAUUCUUAAACAGAUGCAAGUGCAAUAAUACCAAUAGUUUGUUUUUGC
Messenger RNA from Manihot esculenta (cassava), 1810 nucleotides. Its product is annotated as F-box/kelch-repeat protein OR23. Bases 325 to 1587 code for a protein of 420 amino acids. Gene Ontology annotation, molecular function: protein binding. The transcript has 2 exons. NCBI's taxonomy places the organism in Eukaryota, Viridiplantae, Streptophyta, Magnoliopsida, Malpighiales, Euphorbiaceae. The record is from RefSeq and is a predicted model, not a curated record.